UCCUUUGUAAGAAACGAACCCACCACGCAGGCGGUUGAGUAUCUCUCUCUCUCUUCUUCCUCCGACUCCCAUAGGGAAAGGGAAAUUGAGAGGAACCCUAGCUUAGCUAUCCUCUUCCUCCGAUCCGAUGGCUCCUCCUUCCCCGCCGCCGCCGGCGACCGGCGCGCAGUACGCGCACCAGUUCCUCAACACGGCGCUCUCCCAGCGUGGCCCCUCGGCGUUGCCCUACGCCGAGGACGUCAAGUGGCUCAUCCGCAACCACCUGGUGGCCCUCGCCGACGCCUUCCCCUCCCUCCACCCCAAGGCCGCCCUCUUCACCCACAACGACGGCCGCGCCGCCCACCUGCUCCAGGCCGAUGGCACCAUCCCCAUCCACCACGGCGGCGCCACCUACAACCUCCCCGCCGUCAUCUGGCUCCCCGAGCCCUACCCGCGCUCCCCGCCCCUCUUCUUCCUCUCCCCCACCCGAGACAUGCUCAUCAAGCCCCACCACCCCCUCGUCGACCGCUCUGGGCUCGUCGCCAACGCCCCCUACCUCCGCUCCUGGGUCUUCCCUUCCUCCAACCUCCUCGACCUCGUCAGAUCCCUCUCCCACCUCUUCGGCCUCGACCCGCCUCUCUUCACCAGAUCGGUCGCCAACCCUCCUGCUCCUGCUCCUGCUCCUGUCCCUACCCCUCCUCCUGCUGCCUCUUCUCCUGCGCCUCGCCAGGAGCUCUAUUCUCCUGCCCCUCGUCCCUACAGGUUCCCUGCCUCGCCCCAGCUUGCCGCCCGACCCCCGCCCACAGAGGACCCCGCCGAGGUCUUCAGGCGCAAUGCCAUAUCCAAGCUCGUCGACACGGCCUAUGCCGACGCUGCUGCCCUGCGCACUGCACGUGAGGCCGAGGUCGACACCCUCUUUGCUGUGCAGGCUGAGCUGCGUGCCCGGGGGGACAUGGUGGGUGAUGGGGUGCGCAGGAUAGCUGAAGAGAAGGAGGCUCUCGAGCGCCGUCUUCAGGAUGUAAUGAUGGCCACAGACGUCACCGAGGCAUGGGUCGCGCAGAACAGGAAGGGGUCUGCUGCCCACGACACCGACGCUGACGGGGCCAUUCAACCGGCGGAUGCGCUAUCCAGGCAGAUGCUCGAUUGCACCGCCACUGAUUUGGCACUUGAGGACACCAUUUACGCGCUCGACAAGGCUGUUCAGGACGGAUCCGUGCCAUUCGACGGCUACCUCAGGAGUGUGCGCGCUCUCGCACGGGAGCAGUUUUUCCAGCGCGUCCUCUGCACCAAGGUGAACAAUGCGCAGCAACAGGCACAUGUUGCUCGGAUGGCAGCGCGCGCACCACAGUAUGCAUCCUGAGGGAUAGGUCAUCCUCAAGUUUGAUGGCUCGGUAAAAGGUCGUCUCAAGCUCCAGCGACGCCAACAUUUUGGGAUGACAACGUGGAGCUUGAAGCAGCCUGGGAUGGGAUAAGAGAAGAAGCAAGGGGAAGGAGUGUGUUCGCUUGUGCAUUUGUCUCUGUUGUUGUGACAAAACAAAGAAGAUGGAUCAUUCCUUUGAUAGGUUGGUCCAGUGGAGGACUUCUCUAAGAAGAAUGUUUGUUGGGGUUAUCGUCAAAAUGCCUUCAAAAUAUGGUAAUUGUCAAUUUUUUAUGUGCCUCUUUAUUUGUAAAGGCAUUUUAACAAACGUAUGUAAUGGUUCAAAAUGCCUUUGAGCUGUCAAGUGCAUCCUCAAAAUGCCCUUCGUUGAAA
This is a messenger RNA of Brachypodium distachyon (stiff brome), 1729 nucleotides long. RefSeq names its product protein ELC-like. Gene Ontology annotation, molecular function: ubiquitin binding. The record is from RefSeq and is a predicted model, not a curated record. Gene Ontology annotation, biological process: protein modification process; protein transport; endosome to lysosome transport. Lineage: Eukaryota; Viridiplantae; Streptophyta; Magnoliopsida; Poales; Poaceae. Gene Ontology annotation, cellular component: ESCRT I complex. The coding region runs from base 128 to 1339 and encodes 403 amino acids. The transcript is spliced from 2 exons.